This is a messenger RNA of Gaeumannomyces tritici R3-111a-1, 3136 nucleotides long. RefSeq names its product DNA repair and recombination protein RAD5C. Gene Ontology annotation, molecular function: ATP binding; ATP-dependent chromatin remodeler activity. Bases 114 to 2984 code for a protein of 956 amino acids. Lineage: Eukaryota; Fungi; Ascomycota; Sordariomycetes; Magnaporthales; Magnaporthaceae. The transcript is spliced from 10 exons. The record is from RefSeq and is a predicted model, not a curated record.
AGAUACUCUCCUCCCGAGGCCUUUGCGUCCAGUGUCUUGCCGUGCAAACACAGGACACCACCCCAAAAAUCCCUUCCAGCAAGCGACACCACACUUUUAUUACACGUUCGCUGAUGGAUUUCUUCGAUCAUGCAGAGGCUCAAAAGCGACCAUGUCCCGAGGACGGUGGCUAUAAUGCUAUGUAUCCAAACAAACGCUCAACUAAAGAUACAAGCCUCCACUACAUGCUUCCUGGCAUCCAGGGGUUGCUGAGUUGGGAACCCCCCCUGUCUAAUUCACAGUCGGAGCCACAAACGACUCCAGAACCGAGUCCUCUUCCAGGAGAAUCGGCCUCGACCUCGACUGGCGAUAUGCAUGCAACGCCUCAUAUUUGCUACGGCAUGCUUCCAGAUAUCGAAACGCUUUUGAAGUGGCCUGUAAAAGAAGUGGGACAAUCCUCCGCUAAUCAACAAAGCCUACCCAAAUUUACGCCACUGCAAUUGGACUUGAAGUCGGAUCACGCUCUAGUGUCCACCACUGAGGGCUCUGCUGUAGGCGUCCUGAGCAAGACGGUUUUCGAAUCCUUGUCGGCAUGCCUCACACGAACUCCAGAGUGUUUCCUAAUAGCGUGGGUUCUCACAUCUGAGUGGACAACCAAAAUAGCCGAAGUGGUGGACAAGAAGUCGAGAAAGGGAGUCUUCAUCAACAUUGACCUACUCUUCUUCGGGCCAAGGGGCUCAGGGGUCAAUCUAGCGAGCGACCUCGGGAAUCAGAUGAGAUUCCUACAAAAGCCGCACGAGGAUUUGUGCGCAGGUAUCUAUGAGAACCCCCAGUCGCUGCAGCUGCCGCCAAGUAUCAACCUCCGAGUCACACGUCCGUCAAUGGAAUCGCAGGUCGAGCUCCAUUCAGCACUUUUCCCAACUGAAGAAGAUGAAGAGCUGGAAGUCGAUGUCGCAGACGGCGCCUCGGCAGCGCUAAACGACCUAGUUCAGAACAUCGACAACUUCUUCGACCAUCUGCCACGCCAUAGGCCUCUUUCAGUGGCCCAAAAAGAUGGACGCGUUAUGGCGACGCUCUAUAGCCAUCAGCAAGAAGCUAUGGAAUGGAUACUGCAACGGGAGCUCGACGUCUCGCCCGAUGGCGGAGAUGACCUCUGGGAGCGAAGCACACUUCCGUCUGGGGAAAUAUGCUACCAGCAUCGCGUCACCGGCGCGAAGAGUAGAGUCCCAAGUGACUUCAAAGGAGGAAUCCUCGCCGACGAUAUGGGCUUGGGCAAGACCCUGACAACUUUGGCAGCGGUUGCCACAUCAACCCCACAAGGUUCGGGCAAAGCCACUCUCGUAGUGGUGCCUAGUGAGCUCCUAUUGAACACCUGGAUUAAGGAGAUCGAGCGCCACUUCCGCCCUUAUUCCAUCCGCUACUCCAAGUACCACGGCUCGGAUAGGCGCGAUCUCGAUACUAUCCUCCUUCAACAGGACUUAGUCUUGACGACCUACGGGACGGUCAUGGCGGACCGCCGUCGAGCCAGCAGCGCCAUCCACACAAUAAAAUGGCACCGGCUUAUCUUGGAUGAAGCGCAUCUAAUCCGGAACUGGGGCACCAAGCAGUUCGACGCUGUGCAUUCCAUCUCGUCCCAGAUUCGGUGGUGCCUGACGGGGACGCCUAUCCAAAAUUCCCUCGAUGACCUUGGAUCCCUCGUCAAGUUUCUCAGGAUGCCUAUAUUCUCGGAGCCGGCCACUUUCAGAAAAUACCUGACGAAAAUAACCCGCACCAGAGCCCAUCCGGAGGGGGAGUUCACCAGCCUGAGGCUGAUCCUUUCCUCCAUCUGCCUCCGCAGGAGCAAGGACAUCAUGCCACAAUCUCAGGGGCACGUAGAAGAAUACCGCAAGCCGAAGUUCACCGCGACAGAGCUGGGACAGUACAACACGCUCACCACCGCGUGCAAGAAUGCCAUAGCCAUUAGCGCAAAGAAAACCGCCGGGGUAGCGGCGGCCAGCAACGAGCACACGAUAAUGGAGGCACUGCUGCGGCUCCGCAUGUUCUGCAACAAUGGCGAGGCGGCAUAUCGGCUCAACCUGUCGUCAAUCUUGACGCGAGGGAGCCGUGGGUCUUCCCGCAGCCUUCCUGAUGAGGUGCUGAGCUAUCUGCAGCAAAAGGGGGAGGCCAGCUGCUGUUAUUGUUCGGUUGACAUCGUUUCGUUGGGGCCGAGUAUCAGCGACGGCGAGACUAGCGGCAGCAACAACGAGAGCAGCAGCAGCACUCCAGAGAGUGACCUGAAUCUGGCGUGUUUGACGCACUGCCUUCGCUUGGUUUGUCACGGCUGCACACAGGAGUAUCGAGGCAGUCAAGCAGAAGGGCAGCCCUUCACCUGUCCCUUGUGCCACCACAUACACGGCAGCGGGAGCGUUUUUGAUGAGUCAAAACAACAGGACUCUAAGGGGGCAGGCCAUCCCGGGCUACAGCAAUACCCGUCAAAGAUCAACGCGCUCGUCGAGGACAUACGGGCACAUUCCCUCACUGAAAAGUGCGUGGUCUUUUCGUUCUGGAAAACAACGCUCGACAUUGUCGGAAAAGCUCUGGACGCACGUGGCAUCAAGUAUCUGAGGGUCGACGGGGACGUCUCGGCAAAGAAGCGAGGGAACAUACUCUUGACGUUCCAAACCCGCCACGCUUUCAGCGUCCUACUAAUCACUUUCUCGACCGGGGCUGUCGGCCUGAACGGCCUCACGGUCGCAAACAGGGUGCACAUCCUCGAGCCCCAGUGGAACCCGGCGGCCGAGAAGCAGGCCGUCGGCCGGCUGCUGCGGCUCGACCAGUCGAAGAAGGUGACCAUCGUGCGGUACGCCAUGGAGGGGACCAUAGAGGAGUCGGUGCAGAAAAUGCAGCUGCGCAAGUUGCAGUUGGCGGGCAGAGGGUUUGCCAAGCAGCUCAGUCAGGACGAGCGACGGGCGCUGAAGAACGACCAGAUGGCGGAGCUGCAGAGGUGUCUGGGCGGCGGCGAAUAAGGAGGGGAUGGGAUGCGAGUCGACGUGCUGUUUGAAGUAGCUACAUCUAAUCAAGUAUUCCUUCCGCGCUAUUGAGACACUAAAGGACAGCAGAACAACAGAGGUAGUGGCAGCGGUGAUCCGGCCUCUCUGGUACAAGCAUCCAACCGGUC